Aspergillus eucalypticola CBS 122712 is the source of this 717-nucleotide messenger RNA. RefSeq lists its product as uncharacterized. The transcript is spliced from 2 exons. Lineage: Eukaryota; Fungi; Ascomycota; Eurotiomycetes; Eurotiales; Aspergillaceae. The record is from RefSeq and is a predicted model, not a curated record. The coding region runs from base 1 to 717 and encodes 238 amino acids.
AUGGAACAUAACGAGUACCCAAGGUAUCAAACACUGCUGGUGGCUGAGCAUCUAUUCUGGCACUGCCCCAUAGCGAAAGCAGUUUGGAACGUCAUCCGCAGCAUAUGGCGACAGAUAGCGGGCCUACCACAACCUUCCCACAACGUGAAACGAGCUGCUGUUGAAGGGGGUCGCAUGGACGGACUCUCGGUCUUUCGCACUGGAGGCAGAUCAGGAACGGUGGCGAGUACUGUUUGGGGAGACCCUGUGGUUGCUGUGGCUUUAUCGAGUACGGCACGUGCCUUCACAACGCUCUGGUCGGUCUACGAGCAAGAAGCCAAGGAUAAAGCCUCCAGGGAUCUUGCAGAAGGAUACUGCGAGCUGCUCGUGUUAGCCGUGCCGAACCUUGGUAACCGUCGAUAUAUUUCCUUUCUUACUUUUCCGCAGGACUGCGAAACGCGCCUGCAGCCGGAUGAUCAUCUGACGGUCAUCUCUGACUUAGAGAAUUCUGCUCCUGGGAAAGGAUGGCGUGCGGUUGUCACGGAGAAUAUCAGCUUCAUACCUCCAGGGUUCUGCGCCUUCAGCCUCAUCCGGCCAUGGAACCGCGAGACCGGCACAUGGGUCGACCUGCCUGCAGACCAGGAGCCUUAUGUGAUUCCCUUCACUACACUGAUCGAUGUGGUUGGUGCGCGCAAGCUCCUUGCUCCAUCUAGCCGCAGCAGGUUGUCGUGCACCUAG